ACCCUGCAUUCACUAUAUCUGGUCUCCCCGGACCCUGCAUUCACUAUAUCUGGUCUCCCCAGACCCUGCAUUCACUAUAUCAGGUCUCCCAAGACCCUGCAUUCACUAUAUCUGGUCUCCCAGGACCCUGCAUUCACUAUAUCUGGUCUCCCCGGACCCUGCAUUCACUAUAUCUGGUCUCCCAGGACCCUGCAUUCACUAUAUCUGGUCUCCCCGGACCCUGCAUUCACUAUAUCUAGUCUCCCUGGACCCUGCAUUCACUAUAUCUGGUCUCCCAGGACCCUGCAUUCACUAUACCUGAUCUCCCCGGACCCUGCAUUCACUAUAUCUGAUCUCCCAGGACCCUGCAUUCACUAUAUCUGGUCUCCCCGGACCCAGCAUUCACUAUAUCUGGUCUCUCCGGACCCUGCAUUCACUAUAUCUGGUCUCCCCGGACCCUGCAUUCACUGUAUCUGGUCUCCCCGGACCCUGCAUUCACUAUAUCAGGUCUCUCAGGACCCUGCAUUCACUAUAUCUGGUCUCCCCGGACCCUGCAUUCACUAUAUCUGGUCUCCCCGGACCCUGCAUUCACAAUAUCCAGUCUCCCACAGUACACAGAACAUGAAAAUGCAAUUAUUUUAGUAAAUAUAAACUGCUAAAUACCUUUUCUCAUCAGCAGUUACAGCAGUCUUGUGACUUCUAGCAGUGUUCAGCAGAGCACUGGUUAAAGCUUGUAGGAGGAGCUUUAAUUAUCCCCUGAUUGUUUUAUGAGGCUGUAGGACCCUUGACCUCUGUCUGGACAGUGCUGAUUGGCCCUAUGCUGAUCACAUGCACUCUCCCAAGAGAAAAAAAAAAACUAUCUAGCAACACACACCAAACUGAGCAUGUGCAAAGCCCCAAGGCUCUGUUCUAUCAGCAGACGGAUUGGGGACCGUGGAAGAAGGGGAGAAUCAGAGAAGACAGGAUCGAACAGCCUUUUUACACAAUGCAGAAGGUUAA
Molecule: messenger RNA, 978 nt
Organism: Staurois parvus
Lineage: Eukaryota; Metazoa; Chordata; Amphibia; Anura; Ranidae
Source: the annotation of a GenBank genome assembly